UCCACCGGUAUAUCCGGUCGGACCAGUCCAAACGCAAAGAGACACAUUAUUAUUUCGAGAUUAAUAAGAAACCAGACUGUGCAUGAUUAAAUUUAAAUAUGAACUUUCGUACUGUAGACAAAAGGUGCCAACUACACCUUUUGAAAGGCUGCCAAGGACAUUUUGUUUUUUACAAUUUGAUUUUGUCAUUGAACAAAAUGACACGUGCUUUUUAGAUGUGUUGAUUUGAUUGAAGAGUUUGUCCUUAAGUUAGCUGACUUUAUGUUUUUUAAUCGGUGGAAUGACUUUUAAGCAACUUUGAUGAAGUGAGAUCACUUCACUUGUGCACCUCUGUGUUUUCGUUCUCGUGCAAGUCGCACAAGUGUAAACAAGCUCGAGGUUUUCCUUCCCGCGAGGAUGUCCUGUCACGACGCGCUAAUAAGCAUUGUUAUGCGUCGCCUUCGCUGCGGAUUGUGUGACUGAUUACAUCAUGGCCGCUUUGUGCGCCAACGGGGCUUGAAUAUCCAGUCGGGCCGUGAGCGGCGUUCGCUCCAGCCGAGCGACUGUCAGCCGUGAAUAAAUGCGCCGUAAUUAAACGGGAAAGAGGAUCUGGACAUGGUCCCUGGGUGAAAAUCAUUCUCCUCAGUGUGAUGUGAUAGCAAUUACCUGGUCAAAGAAGCAAUUUUGACCUCCGCUGCCAGUGGCCAUUUUCUUUAUCGACUCACUUAAAGCAAUUUCGGAGUAAAUAUUCCGCUUUGGGAAAAUGAAAUGAAGACUUUGAGCAAAUCGGGAGAAGAUUUGUCCUUACGUGGGUAUUGAAACUGUGCUGUUGCGUAACAUCUGUGCCAUAGAAAAUGCGUACACUAAUUGGUUGACAAGGGCGGCAUUAUACUUUGAAUGUCACGCACCCCUCCCAGCAUCAGUCACAUGUCUCGGGUCAUGAUCGUGUUGAUUUCUUUUACUUAGCCGGCUUUUCAAAACAUCCACAAAAUUGCAUGAUCGAUCGCUCUCAGGCAUUUUUUAAAUAAUCAAGACUCUGUUCCUCUCUUGUACUUUUCCCCCCUAAUCACAUAAAAGCUAUAAAUCUAUAUAUGGUCUGCAUAUUUUGCAAAUUUCCACCUAUUAUAGCUAGAUCUGGAAAGUUCCCUCUCAUCGAAGGUAGUCGCUCCUCGGGUCAGGUGGAAAAGGUCGAGCGCAAGCCAAUCAGGAGCCGGCGGUGGCGGAGCUUAGUAGGAAGCUGCGCAGGGGUCCGUUUUGAUGAGCAAGUUAAACUUAGACCAGACAGCGCUAAGGUUGCACGGCGGAAAUAAUCCGGCGCUCCACUCAGACAUCUGAUGGAUUUGUUUAUUUUGGUUUUUGGAUAUUUUGGACAUGCACAUUUUAUCACCUUGCUGUGUCACCAAGUGGCUCAAUGGCCCGAAGAGGAAGAGGAAGAACAGUCAAUGUUCGGUUAAGAGUAUGACGGGGUACAUCCCCAGCUACCUGGAGAAGGAUGAGCCAUGCGUGGUGUGCGGCGACAAAGCCACAGGCUACCACUACCGCUGCAUUACCUGCGAGGGCUGCAAGGGUUUCUUCCGCAGAACCAUCCAGAAGAACUUGCACCCCGCCUACUCGUGCAAGUAUGAAGGCUGCUGCAUCAUCGACAAGAUCACGCGCAACCAGUGUCAGCUGUGUCGCUUCAAGAAGUGCAUCGCUGUGGGCAUGGCCAUGGACCUGGUGCUGGACGACUCCAAGAGGGUGGCCAAGCGGCGUCUGAUCGAGGAAAACCGGGUGCGCCGCAAGAAGGAGGAGAUGGUCAAGACGCUGCAGAACCGGCCCGAGCCCAGCGGCUCCGAGUGGGAGCUGAUCCACAUGGUGACCGAGGCCCACCGCCACACCAACGCUCAGGGCGCCCAGUGGAAGCAGAAGCGCAAAUUCCUGCCGGACAAAAUCGGCCAGUCGCCGGUGGCGCCCACGUCGGACGGCGACAAGGUGGACCUGGAGGCCUUCAGCGAGUUCACCAAGAUCAUCACCCCCGCCAUCACGCGAGUGGUGGACUUUGCCAAAAAACUGCACAUGUUCUCCGAGCUGCCCUGCGAGGACCAGAUCAUCCUGCUGAAGGGCUGCUGCAUGGAGAUCAUGUCGCUGCGGGCGGCCAUGCGCUACGACCCCGAGAGCGAGACGCUGACGCUGAGCGGCGAGAUGGCGGUCAAGCGCGAGCAGCUCAAGAACGGCGGGCUGGGCGUGGUGUCGGACGCCAUCUUCGACCUGGGCAAGAGUCUGGCGCAGUUCAACCUGGACGACAGCGAGGUGGCGCUGCUGCAGGCCGUCCUGCUCAUGAGCUCAGACCGCUCGGGCCUGACGUGCGUGGACAAGAUCGACAAGUGCCAGGAGACCUACCUGCUGGCCUUCGAGCACUACAUCAACUACCGCAAGCACAACAUUCCUCACUUCUGGCCAAAGCUGCUGAUGAAGGUGACCGACCUGCGCAUGAUCGGCGCCUGCCACGCCAGCCGCUUCCUGCACAUGAAGGUGGAGUGUCCCAACGAGCUCUUCCCGCCGCUUUUCCUGGAGGUCUUUGAGGACCAGGAGGUGUGACGGAAACGUUGAGCCCCAGGGGGGAGAAAAAAAAAAAAGCUUUCUGAACUGGAAAAAGCAAGUGGAGCAAAAGAGGAAAUCCAGCGGUGGCGCUGGCCCUUCUGUCUGAGCAUGCUGUCUGGAUUGACGCCAACACACAAACACACCACCCGCGGGAACGCCGGCCGUGGCUCCUCACAGUAUUACGCUCAUGGUUCUCCGUUGUGUCCUCACCGGACGCCAAGUCCUCAAUUCCUCCAGUCAAUCUGAGCCGUUACAGUCCAUCCCAAGCGACACGGGUGCUAACCUUCUUCAGACUACUCCCUUUUUUUGUUGUUGUUGUGUGUUGAUCAUGGCUCCAUAUCGAACUUUUUGUUUUUUUUGUAAUCGGACCGGCGCCUGUGACACACGCAAACACACGCGUAGCCUCACCUCAGAGUAACGUGAAUGCCUCAUUGGCUGCCUUGCAAGGUGGCUGUUUUUGAUUUAAUUUUUUUCCUUCUUCAGUUGGGGCCCUCACCUGCGGGGCCUUUACUAAGUCCUCCUCUAGACUUCCAUACACAUUUGCCUUUGUUUCUUUUUUUUCUUUCUUUCUUCAUAAACACAAACGUUAAGCGCAGGCAAAACACGCCAAGAACAUGGCGAGCAUUUACCUCAGAAGUGGACUCAUACCCCCACUGGUUCUGGGCACUACCUCACCUCAAUAUACAUACACACACCUCAGUGAUAUCUGUUGCAAAGAAAUGCCACUGAAGAAGACGAGAGGGCCCACCAUCUUGCUGGAAGACGGAGACCUUAACAUCGCAUUUUGAUUUUUUUUUCUUUUCUACAACCCCCGGAGAAAAUGCGGGACCAAGAGUUGUCUCUCUGAGAUUUUGAAAACGCCCAACUUGUGACUCGGACGCUGGGAAACGAACAGGAGCGCCGCCAACCCAAGUACCCCCCAUCACCACAGACUCCAUACCCCCCCCCACCUACCCCACUCAGGCUGUUGAGUUGUUGUUUUUGCACUACUCACAACUGGUGCAAGUAAAAAAAAAAAAAAAGAGCGGCCUCUGUGCGACGGAGGCGGCGGGCUCAGCCCAAGACUCGCAACUGUCAGUAUUAGCGACCAGGUCCAUCCACCGAACGAGGGUGAGGAGGGGGCGCCACGCCACCUUUUGUGGAGGUGGGAAGGAGGGACCCUGAGACAAGGCAGUUAUGAGGGUCCGUUCCGACGCCCUCAAUGUUGGGAUUUGAAGAAAGAAAAAAAAAAAAAAACCAAUGCAAGUUUGGAAUUCCACAAGAAGAGGGGAGAAGAUUGAGUGUGUGUGUUUGUGUCUGCGCGCAAAAAUGGCAAAGUUGCUUUAGCGCAAAGGUUCUCAAUCUUGUUGGGUCCAAAGGAGAAACGUUGCCCCCCCCCCCCCCCCCUCAUAAUCAGAAUGCCAAUUCAACAGAACUACCAUGUCAGACAAAUUAAAUGGUUGCUCAAAGUGAGGGUGGUCAAAUUCUGACCGAAAAAAAAUACAGAAUUCUGUGAAUGUUGUUUUUUUUUUUUUUUUUACUUUCAAGGAAAACUGUCAUAGUUUUGUCCUCAAAUGUAGUAACUUAUUUUUUCAAAAGGAUACGCCUUAAUGAUUUAUUGCAAAUUAUUUUGCGAGGUCCCGUAGUCGGUCCCUUGGGGAUCCGAGGACCCCAGUUUGAGAACCACUGCUGAAGCAGGUUUGACAAAGGCAAAUAUAAAUGUUUCUAAAUCCUUCAGAGAAAGAUGAGAUGACUUUUCAAAGGACUGCUGAACAAAAACAGAUUUAUUUUUGCUUUUCCUGGUUUUCUUUUUUUUGCGGGCUGGGAGGGGAAAACUAGGAGCUAUCGUCACUUUCGGACCACGCAUGCAGUGUAACCGCCAUCCUGUCAGUGAGUGUGAGUGUGUGUGUGUGUGUGUGUGUAUGUGUAUGUGCGCGUGUGUGUGCGCGCAAAUGUUGUCCAUCCUGUCCCCCCACUCAGAAUCCCGCUUUUAUCAGGAGUAACUUUCAACCAACAAAAGAGGAAAACCUUUUUAUUAUUAUUAUUGUUUUAAUUGUUGGUGGGUUUUUUUUAUGAUGGAAUAUGUCUUUGGAAAAAAGCAAAAAAAAAAAAGUUGAGAAAAAAAAUAACGGAACUGAAACACAAUCUCGUCAUACCUCACAAGUGAAAAGGAGCGUGGGAGGCGGGAAUCGACCGUUUUGUGAACGCUUGGAAAACAGACAGCAGUGUGCUAACGAGAGUUGUGCGCUUUUUGUGCGUACAAGUUACAAAUCCACACAGCCCCCCCCCCCCCCUCACUCUAGUGGCGUGCUUGUGCGGAGCCUGGGGGCGUCCACGGUGGUCUUGAGUUUUGUCAUGGCAGAGUGUUUCUGGUAUUGAAUGUAGCUGAUAGGAAUGGAGGGGGGGUGGGCUGCACCCAAACACCUCCCCCCUCCUUCCCUCCCCACUUCCACACACCAGCAGAGAGGACAGCACAACACACACACCUGCGCUGUUGUUUGUGUGUGUUUGACAAAUGUUGUCUGGUCAACACAACCAAACCGUCCAACACAUGAUCUGACGUCACCUGAACCCCCCCCCCCCCCCCGCCCUUCCUUGACCACCCACCCCUCACCCGUUAUCAUGCAGGCUUGUGUGUGUGUGUCUGUGUUUUGUCCACAUGCUUCAAUGUUGAUUAUGCAAUUUCUCUCCAAAGUGAAACUCAGUUUUUGUGGUUACUCAAUCUGGAUGCACAACUAAAUUUACUGGUUAAAAAAAACUAAAACAAAUCGGCACCCAAAUCCAGUUUCAAUUAAAUACAAAAUUUGUCUAUUGUGGUUGGACCCACGUUGUCCAACAAAAAUGGAACCAUGUAUAUCAAAAAAUGUGUCAAUUUUGUUGCCUUUUGGGUAACCACACUCCCCAAGUUGACCUUUAGCCUUUAGCUGCUAAACAGGAUUUUGUUAAGUCUGCGUGUGUGUCUCAGUGUACUUGAUGCUCUCAUCACUCAGUGGGCGGGGCCACCAAAAAAGAGUCUUAGAUAUAUUCCCCCACCUCUUUGAGAUAUAUGGGAAGCUUUAAAGUUUUCAACCCAGCGACCAAGUUAAUUUAAAGGAGCGCUAACGGCUAAGUAGUAUUUCGCGGCACGCUACCAAUCCCCAACGAAGGCACUUAACUCACAAGCACUUUGGACGAGAGUCUCGGCCAAGACAAAGAAAAAAAAACUGUGUGACGAGGCAAAUGUGAUUUGCGUCUUUUGGGAUUUUGACUUUGAAAUCAAACUUUGAAACGAGUGCAAUAGCAAAGCAAAUUGAGUUGAAAGAAGCACUUGAAUAAUUGGGACCCGCUCACCUGAGAGCAGCGAGGCCACGCCCACACACGCCCAAACAAAUACACGCACACACACAAACCACUUUUGUGACUUGGGAACGAAAGCUGUUGAAGGAUUCUCUCAGGUAUAAGAACUUUUUUUUUUAAAUAAAUGAUGAAACUUA
Syngnathus typhle (broad-nosed pipefish) is the source of this 6011-nucleotide messenger RNA. It is a transcript of the gene thrab, whose product is annotated as thyroid hormone receptor alpha b. Lineage: Eukaryota; Metazoa; Chordata; Actinopteri; Syngnathiformes; Syngnathidae. Bases 1351 to 2556 code for a protein of 401 amino acids. Gene Ontology annotation, molecular function: zinc ion binding; nuclear receptor activity; RNA polymerase II cis-regulatory region sequence-specific DNA binding. The record is from RefSeq and is a predicted model, not a curated record. Gene Ontology annotation, biological process: cell differentiation; positive regulation of transcription by RNA polymerase II; retinoic acid receptor signaling pathway. The transcript has 8 exons.